Molecule: messenger RNA, 2336 nt
Organism: Erythranthe guttata (spotted monkey flower)
Lineage: Eukaryota; Viridiplantae; Streptophyta; Magnoliopsida; Lamiales; Phrymaceae
Source: RefSeq, a predicted model, not a curated record
AUGUACUAGGUAAAUAUAUUCUGCAGAAAGAUGUGAUGCCUAUCAAAUACAUAAAUGUAGAAUAGGUAAUAGAUCCUCGUUGUAUUGUCCAUGAAAAGUGCAUGUAAAUCUCUUGACCUUUAUUUUAGGUAGCCAUUAAAAGAUCGUCAACCUUGAUAGAUUUGGAAUCGUGGAACUUCAAUUACUGGAAAACUGAAUAAAACCACUUUUCUUGAUGCCAAAUCUUUCAUGCCAUCACUCCUAAGAAUAAAUGGUGCCGUUUAUUACAUUAUGACUUGCAAGAAAAAAUAAUAUUAGCGACAAUUAUAAUGAUGUACAAUUUUUCAUUAUGUAUUAAGUUACAAUAACCAUUGUUUUGCCACGAUGAUUACUCUCUUAAACUGAAUAAUGAAAGUGACUAGUAUUUAAGCUGUGACGGCAUAUAGUAGUAUUUCAUUUGUCAAGAGUGAUUUAGUGACGUAUCCAUACUAACAAAUCGACGUCAGAAUUCCAUUCGAGGUAAUUUCAAAAACUAACGGUAGGAUGCGAAGUGUUAAAAAAAAUGACCACGUUUAGGACCAACGUUGUAACUUAUACUUGUUUAGGGACGGUUAUGUAUAGCGACAAAACAUGUAUAAUUACCUCUAUUUUUCCCUACUCUUAACAAUUUCACGUGUCUUCAACGUUUUCUCAGAUUCUCUUUGGAUCUUAAUGCUCGUGCAAGGAAGAGGCAACCAAGGACCUCUCGUAUAAAGAGACAAGAGCUCUGCCAUAAAGGCUGAAGUUGCAGCAGAUGCUCACAGAACUUGUGCAGUAGUCAUAAUAAUAUAUGCACAGUGCACACGCAGAAGAGAGAGAAAGACACAACUCUGUUCUAUGUGUGUGUGUGUGUAUAUAUAUAUACAUACAUAGAUGAUAUUUGUGUAAUAACGAUGGGGAAAGAAAGAAAGAAAGAGGUGGCAGCGAUGUGAUGAGAACCAUUAGUUUUAUCCAUGUACAGAAGAAGAUUCUGCUACACCAAUGGUUGCUCUGAAAUAAAUAUACCUACUCUGCUCAAAACCAUUUACUCUAACCAAAUACCAAAUACUCUCUCUCUCUCUCUCUCUCUAAAGAAUAUGUUCCCAUUCACAACAUCACAGUGGCAAGAACUUGAACACCAAGCACUUGUGUUCAAGUACAUGAUUUCUGGACUUCAAAUCCCACAAGAUCUCCUCUUCACCAUCACAACUAGCUUCCACUCUUCUCUCUCCUCAAAGCUCCUCCACCACCCUCCUCCUCCUCAACACAUGAUAGGAUGGAAUGGAUACCAAUACGAACAACAGAUGGGAUACGGUCAUCGAAAAAUAGACCCGGAACCGGGGAGGUGUAGAAGAACAGAUGGGAAGAAAUGGAGAUGCUCGAAGGAAGCUUAUCCAGAUUCUAAGUACUGUGAGAGGCACAUGCACAGAGGCAGAAACCGUUCAAGAAAGCCUGUGGAAAGCAUCACUCUCUCCUCAAAACCACCCACUAAUAUUAAUAAUAAUAACAAUACUGCUAUUCCCACUACCAACAACUACUCUUCUUCUUCUUCUUCUUCUUCUUCUUCUUCUGCUCAAUCCCAUUUUCUUUAUCCCCAUAAUACCCCUUCCUCAUCCUCCAGACCUGGUGCCACCAAGUUUUUCAUGGAGUCCAAUCCUUACAGAAACCGAAAUGGACCAGAAACAGACGAGCACCCGUUUUUCUCGUCGGGGAUUAAUUCUUCUUCUAAUGGUGUGAGUGAAUCUGCUUCUUGGCAACUGUCGCAAAUGAAACAGAGCAAUGCUUAUAAUUCUUCUGGUCUCGAAAGUUGGCAGCAGCAGCUACAAAGUCUUACCAGGCAACAAAACCACCACGAUCACUUUAAUAAUAAUAACUACAGUAGCUGUAAUAAUCAUGUGCGGCGGCCGUUGAGCAACGACGACAGGGAUGAAGAAGAUAAUCAUCAGCCCAAGAAAGUGAUGCAUCAUUUUCUUGAUUCUUGGCCUGAUUCCGAGCAUCACCAACUGUCCAACAACAACAAGACUCACCUCUCGGCAUCGGCACCGAACUCUCUACACGACUUCUUCAUGACUGAAAAAUGAAAAAUCAAAAGAGCUGCAGAGAAAGUACUUUGGUGGGACAAUGGUUAUCUGUUUGACUGUUCUUUCUUCUGUUUGUGUGUGUGUGUGUGUGUGUGGGGUAGUAAGUAGUAACUGAGGAAUCACUAUGCAUUUUUAUUUAGUUAUUAUAAUUAUUUUUGUUUUCUGCAAUAUAUAUAAUAUAAUGUAUUGAAUUGUGCUAUUUUACUGGUACUGGUAUUUAAUUUUGUUUGAAGGCAACUGCCAAAUUUUGCCACAUGA